AUGGUUCGGCGAUUAGUAUCCAACGAGAAGUUUCAUUUGCAGAACUCCGUCAUCGGCCACCCUUCCCGCCAGUGUCUUGUGGGCUCAUAGGUUUAUUGACCACCGGCUUUCAAAGGAGAUACUUUGCCCAAGUUUCAGCUGGAUUCCAAGAUUGGGUCUGGUGUACCAUCGGACUCUUUACACCCCAGAACUCAACUUGACAAUCCAGGAAGGGUCCUAUAAACCCAAAGGGAUUCAGCAGGACAGACACUCAGCAGCAGCCGUGACAUCUCCAAGGUCCCCUUCGAACGACGCACAAAUGUCGCCGCCAGUCAAAUUCGCCGCCGCCGUAUUCCCGGGCUUCCAGGCCCUCGAUCUCUUCGGCCCGCUCGACACGCUCAACAUCAUAUCGAAGCAGGACCACCCAAUGUCGCUGUACAUCCUCUCCUCCACGCUCGACCCCGUCAGCACUCUCCAUCCGGAAGAUUCAGAGGAAGAUCCAUCGGCGGCGGCACCGCCGUCCAAGUCCAAGGGCCUGCCCUUCCCCAUGUCCCAGGCCAUCGUCCCGACGCACACCUUCGCCGACUGCCCGGACGAUGUCGAGGUACUGAUCGUCCCCGGAGGCCGCGGCUGCCACGACCCGGCGCGGAUCGCGCACGUUGCCGACUUUGUCAGGCGGCGGAUGCCCCGGCUCCGGUUCCUGCUGACGGUGUGCACGGGCGGCGGGAUCGCGGCGCAGGCGGGCGUGCUAGACGGGCUGAGGGCGACGUGUAACAAACGCGCGCUGGACUGGAUCAUCCCGCGCUACCCCUCCGUGAACUGGGCCAAGUCCGCGCGCUGGGUCGUCGACGGCAACAACGAGGAGAAGAACAACAUAUACACGGCGUCCGGCAUAUCCGCGGGCAUGGACAUGAUGUUUGCCUUUGUCGCGGACCAGUACGGCGCCGAGCUGGCGGACCGGAUCGCCAGGCAGGCCGAGUACACGCGGUCCGUAAAUCCGGAGGAUGACCCUUUUGCGAGGGAGUGAGUGAGCGAGCAAGCAAGCAAGCAGGGUAUAACUGAACACGGGAGAUAGACAUAUUCAGUCAGGGAUAAAAUGAAUGGAGCGAGGCAGGCUCGGGGAUCGAUGUGAUGUCGUGCUCAGAUUACAGACAGUGUAAAUAGGCAGGGCUGGCUGAUCGCGGCAGCCAAGGAGCACACGAGGACGAAGCUUUAUCAACUCUAUCGCGAGAUUCUCACCGCCCGCAG
Microdochium trichocladiopsis is the source of this 1227-nucleotide messenger RNA. RefSeq names its product class I glutamine amidotransferase-like protein. The transcript is spliced from 2 exons. Bases 299 to 1006 code for a protein of 235 amino acids. The record is from RefSeq and is a predicted model, not a curated record. Lineage: Eukaryota; Fungi; Ascomycota; Sordariomycetes; Xylariales; Microdochiaceae.